CCAUUGUCAAACACGAAAAAGCGUUCUAUACUUCUAGUUGUAACAUUGUUGAUAGCGUUUGUCCGAUGUCUCGCAAUGUUUUCGUACCAUUGUUGCAAAUAAAAUAAUCCACAAAAAAACCAAUAGCAGAAAAAAGCCCUGCGUAGUUCGGUGGGAAACUACUGGCGGGACCAGUACCACAGCAACCAGCGAAAAGUUUUGUGUGUCGGGUCAAAUGAAUACACGAAACCGAUUUGUGCAGCAUUACGAUUCAACUGAGAAGUAUCCAGAGAAGUUGCUCGCUGCCUAAAAAGGUGCAGUAGAUUGUGAGUUAGUGACCCACGGACCUUCUUAAAAUGAUUUUCUCUGGCCAACGCUGGUACAUGACGAGCAUAAGCAUUACAGCGAUGCUUUAAUUUGCUUGUACCGUUCUACACAGCCAGAGAGACAGCCACAUAUUGUGGUAGGUUUCAGGCCCUAGAACGCCAUUAGUCGUGCGGUCGUAUCACUAAUUUGUAAUAGAAAGUUGAUCCUCUAUAGAAAGGACUGAAAUUUCUAACCAGUUAAUAAAUAUAAGCCUAACCAGUCAGCACAAGACAGGCAUGGUUUAGUAAAUUUUAAUACCAAAACAAAAGCGAAAGGGUGAAGAGAAGAAAAGGUGAACAAUUCCAAAAUGGAUUUGGACUCUGACUGCUGUGAUAACUCGCAAGACUGCUCGAUGGUGGACGUCCAGGACUAUGAAGACAUGGGACUAAAAAUGCUAUACAAUACGAAUAGUGUGCUGCAAAAGAUUGCUAACCUUUACGCGGAAAGGUUGAUGUCGGAUGUGACGCUUGUGGUGGGUGAGAAUCGUUAUCCGGCCCACCGGAUUAUUCUUUGUGCCAGCAGUGACGUCUUUCAGGUCAUGUUAAUGAAUGCAACCUGGCGCGAGUUUGGCGACGCGGUUAUUACGCUGCAGGAGGAGGAAAAAUGUCAGGACGUGUUUCCACAGUUUCUGCGCUACAUGUACGUCGGCAAGAUGACGAUCUCGGUCGAUACGGCGGUGUACAUAUUGAAGUUGGCCGACAAGUACAACAUUCACGAUCUGGUGCAAAUCUGCAUUGACUAUAUGAAGCGGCAUGUAAACAAGGCGACCGAGAAGGGACACUUUGUCGAGUGGCUGCACAAUGCGCUGCUAAUCUGCCCCGGGCGGAAGGAUUUGAUCACGCUGCUGGAGAACUACCUGAAGUGGAACCUGGAGCGGAUAGUGGCGUACCCGGGCUGGGAACAGCUAAGCCUCGGGCUGAUGAAUUGGUUGCUGCAGCAAAACGAUCUGGUCGUGCGCAGCGAGUUCCGGCUGUACGAGCUGGUGGAGUGUUGGUUUUGUUACCAAAAAAAGCAAAUCGAGGAACGGACAGAUAUGCGCGACCAGGACCGGGAGGGUGCAAUCGAUAAGCUAAUAAAUGGUGUGCUGGUACACAUACGGUUCGCGAUGAUGAGCCUGCCGCAGCUGGCGAACGUGCUGAUGAGCGGUGCCUCGCUACGGAUGCUGAAGGAGUUUUACGUCGCGCGCGUUGCGGACGGGAUGAAUUUUCAUUCGCGCCAUCUAGAGAUAGUCAAUGCCAUACGGCAGAGCGAAACGGGCGAGUUGUUUUUUACGCCCCGACUCUACACCAGCGACCUGUGGAGCCUAGAGAUUGCGGUCAACUAUUUCCACAAGGUGGAAAAGUAUUCCAGUGUUGCGUCGGUGUUUUUUUCGCCAACCAAUUUUAGCGACGUUGAUGAAGAAAGUAAUGGUUGGGAUGUUGAGUUUUUCCCACUAGGCGUCCGUUACAAACCGGCACAGUUGAUAGGAAUCUAUAGUGCGGCCACAAAUCGGGAAAUACCCGAAAGCAUCAUACGCACCGUAAGGUUAAGGAUCACCAGCCAGUCAGCAAUGCGAACCGAACGCAGGUACAUGAUUGGUGUGCUGAUCUGUGGUAUGAUGAAUGACGAAGAGUAUGUACGCAACUGUCACGUGCGGAUGGCAUACUUCUCCAACGAUCAACGGGUGCUGAACAUUGAUAAUUUAAUACCGUUCGAAGAACUACAGCUGGGCGCACGAAAGUUUAGUCAAUACAUGGUUGGUGUGGAGCAAAACACGAUUAAAAUUAAGGUUGUUAUCGUACCGUUGAAUCGGUUCUCCAAUGUAUUUACUCCAUUGUUGGAGUAGGUAGCUAGAGCCCAUAAUAAAGAUGUGCUGCGUCUAAUAUCGUGA
Molecule: messenger RNA, 2215 nt
Organism: Anopheles funestus (African malaria mosquito)
Lineage: Eukaryota; Metazoa; Arthropoda; Insecta; Diptera; Culicidae
Gene: Tango10
Product: BTB/POZ domain-containing protein 17
Exons: 4
Coding region: 653-2170 (505 amino acids)
Molecular function (GO): protein binding
Source: RefSeq, a predicted model, not a curated record